Rhagoletis zephyria (snowberry fruit fly) is the source of this 524-nucleotide messenger RNA. RefSeq lists its product as uncharacterized. Lineage: Eukaryota; Metazoa; Arthropoda; Insecta; Diptera; Tephritidae. Gene Ontology annotation, molecular function: peptidase inhibitor activity. The record is from RefSeq and is a predicted model, not a curated record.
GUUUCGCCCCAACUUAUACUUCUUUACUUGUUGUUUUUUUUUUUUAAUAUUUAUGGCUUUACUGCUUCUCUAUAAAAGCCAAGAACACUGUGCAAACGGCACGCAGUACUGCAGAAUCGUCAUCAUGGGCUCCUUCACUUUCAUCCUGACACAGUUGGUGCUAGUUUUAGCUUCGCCCGCGGAUAAUACUUUUGAUUUCCUAGACAUGCUACGCAUUUCUAACUACACGCAAGGAAGUAAAUGUCCGGGCAAGAUUUUCUACAAUGACUGCAAUAUCUGCAUCUCCCGCCCCGACGGCGUAUCUGCUACGUGCACAGAGAUGCCGUGUUCCGAAAGGAAUACCUUGCUCAUUGAUAACUACUUACGCAACAUGCGGCUAUCGCGUGGUUCGUAUCAAGCCUGCUCGUGCUCAGGCACUUGCGUCUGCUCGGGCAGUUCAGUUUGCUCGGGCAGUGCAGUUUGCUCGGGCAGUGCAGUUUGCUCGGGCUGAGAUGAGUAUUUUGGAAGAUUCAUGCAAUAUGUAA